AUGGGAAAACGAGUCGGAGAUUACUACAUUGACAAGAAAAUUGGAAGCGGAGCCUUCGGCAAAGUAAGAUUAGGCACUCAUUUUUCUACUAGUGAAGUGUUUGCAGUAAAAAUAGUUGACUUGGAUAGAAUUAAACCCAAAAUAAAGCAGCUAUUAGAGCAAGAAAUAAUGCUAUUGCAAUCUUGUGAUUGUGCUUAUGUAAUUAAACUUCAUGAAGUUUUGAAGUCUAAGCGGAAUUACUAUUUAGUCAUGGAAUAUUGUGAAGGAGGAGACCUCUCAAACAUUAUAUCAGAAAAAGGGCCAAUACCUGAGCUCACUGCUAAAAAAUGGGCAAGGCAGCUGAUAAAUGCAAUGAUAUAUUUAAGAGGCAAAAAUAUAAUGCAUAGAGAUUUAAAGCCAGCGAAUUUAUUACUAACCAAUAAAAAUCAUGAGAUCGCUGAUAUAAAACUUGCUGACUUUGGCUUUGCAAGGAUAUUAAAUGAUAAUUGUUUAGCAUCAACCCAUUUAGGUUCACCACUUUUUAUGGCUCCAGAAGUCCUACGAGAAGAGCGCUAUGACUUCAAAGCUGAUGUAUGAAGCCUCGGAACUAUUAUUUACGAAAUUUUGUUUGGAAAACCAGUUUUUGAGUGCUAUACCAGAGCAGAUUUAAUGAAUUUACAGAAAAAACCAAUAAGUUUUCCAGAAAAUGUUUCUGUGUCUGAUAAUGCGAAAAAUUUAAUUACUGCAAUGAUGAGAUAUAAUUCUAACCAAAGAGUAAGUCUUGAGAACCUUUUGAAUCAUCCAUUUCUUGUUGAGGAACUUCCAGAUAUUAGUCUUCAAAUGGCACAGCAAUAUUCAAGCCAUAAUGAAGUUAUACAAGAAGUCUUAGAUACUGAAAGGUCUUCUUACGAAGAUGAAGAUGAAGAAUACGCAGAAUUCGAAGAAGCUGAUGAAAACAGCACUUAUAGCGAUUUUACUAUUAUGGAAACAAGUGAAGAAUUGAAAUCAUCAGAAAAUCCAGCUCAAGAAGAGCCUCUUCCCAAAAGCAUCAAAAGAUCAUUCGGCUCAGAGCCUAACAUGCAAGCUACUCAAAUAGACUUUGAGGCAAGUGAAAUUCGCGAAUUUGAAAAACUUGUGGAAAAUUUUGAAGAAGAAGACCGAGAAGAUUUAGCAUUUGCUGUUUCAAAAUAUGCCAAAGAAAAAUAUGAAUAUUAUUUUGAAAAAAUAUACCUUUAUAAGCAUUUUAUUUGCUUUCCAGCAUACCAAAUAUGUCUCUGCAAGCCAGAGUUUAAAUUUUUAUAUAUGCAAUAAUAUGACUUUUUUCGAUAGUGAAAAAUCAACUAUAUUCAAUAGAAAAAUUAAAAAGGAAAUUCCAUUUGCCUUAUAUUGGAAAUCAAAAAUUUUAUGAAGUUCAUAAAAAAUUAAAAAGAAAAGUUGACGAAUCAAGAGAAAAACAGAAUUAUUUGAGUGGAUUUGUGUGUGAUUACAGCCAAAAAAGAGUAGCACAAGAAAUGAUGCGCGAAUCUCUUAGGCUAGUUGAAGAUCAAACUAAGCAAAAAUUGAAGUCAGCACUGCUUCUAUUAAUGGCUUCCAAAGCUACAGAUCCAGAAGAUGAAGGCAUAGAGAAUUCGCUUCUCAUUGUGCAAGAACUUUACCAGAAAGAGAUCCAAUGAAAUUAG
Blepharisma stoltei is the source of this 1658-nucleotide messenger RNA. NCBI's taxonomy places the organism in Eukaryota, Ciliophora, Heterotrichea, Heterotrichida, Blepharismidae. The record is from the annotation of a GenBank genome assembly.